UAUUUUGAUUUGACAUUAAAAAUCCUAAAAAAAUUCUAAAGGACUUCUAUAAAACGUGUAAAAUUUUAUUUCUUUUUAUGUUAGAAUAAAAGUCGUUAAAAAUGGCACUAACCGAAAAAAUAUUAAUGCGGAAAAUAAAAAAGCGUGAAAAAAAGAAAUUAACAUUAAUACAUAAUAAAGAUAUUGAGGGUAAAUCAACUGCAGUUCAAAAAGAUGAUGAAGUGAUUUCAGAAAGCAUCAAGAUUAAAAAACGGAAGUCUGACAAUACCGAAUCUUCUCCACCAAAGAAGAAAACUAAACAUGUUGAAACACUACCCUUAAAUGCUAACAAUGGAGAUCAAGAAUCACAACCAGAUAAUUUAUUGAAUGAUACUGAUAAAAAUGAUAAACAAGUACCCCUAGAGGAUGUAAUAACUCAUAAUUUCGAAUCUUUAAAAGGUUUUGUCAGUGUUAAAACUCUGAAAGCUGUUGCUGAUAUGGGAUUUGUUUCUAUGACUGAUAUUCAGUUUAAAUCUAUACCAUCAUUACUGGAAGGUAAAAAUUUGGUAGGAACUGCUAAAACAGGCUCUGGAAAAACGUUAGCGUUUCUUAUACCCGCAGUGGAGUUAAUGUAUAAGUUGAAAUUUAAACACAGAAAUGGUGCUGGUGUUAUAAUAAUAACACCAACAAGGGAGUUAUCUAUGCAGACUUAUGGUGUUUUAAAAGAGCUCAUGGCUAAUCAUCAUCACACCCUUGGUUUAAUAAUGGGUGGAGCCGACCGGAAAGCUGAAGUUAAAAAAUUAUCAAAUGGACUUAAUAUUUUAGUAGCCACUCCUGGAAGAUUAUUAGAUCAUCUACAAAAUACUCCAGACUUUGUUUACAAAAAUUUGCAAUGUCUAAUUAUUGAUGAAGUAGACAGAAUUCUAGAAAUUGGUUUUGAAGCUGAAGUAACACAAAUUCUCAACAUUUUGCCUAAAAAAAGGCAGACAAUGUUAUUUAGUGCCACUCAAAGUCAGAAGACUGAAAUGUUAGAAAAGCUUGCUUUCAAAAAGGAACCAAUAUAUGUUCAAGUAGAAGAUAUUAAAAACGAAUCAACUGUUGAAGGACUACAACAGGGAUAUGUAGCAUGUUCUCCAGAGUUACGGCUCCAAUUUCUUUACACUUUCUUGAAAAAACACAGAAAGAAGAAAGUUAUGGUGUUCUUUAGUUCGUGCAAUUCAGUUGAAUACCACUACAAGCUGUUGAAUUAUAUUGAUUUACCUGUGAUGUGUAUUCAUGGCAAACAAAAACAAAUCAAACGUACUAGGACUUUUUUUCAAUUUUCUAAUGCCGAAACUGGUACAUUAUUAUGUACCGAUGUAGCAGCCCGAGGUUUAGAUAUUCCUGUAGUCGAUUGGAUUGUACAGUAUGACCCUUCUGAUGAUCCUAAAGAAUAUAUCCAUAGGGUUGGACGUACAGCUAGAGGAGGUAGCAACGGUAAUGCCUUGCUAAUGUUGCUACCUGAUGAAAUUGGAUACUUGUGGUAUUUAAAACAAGCAAAAAUUCCGCUUAACGAAUAUAAUAUUCAAUGGGAUAAACUUUCAAAUAUUCAAAUGCAGAUUGAAUCCAUAGUAGAUGGUAAUCCAUAUUUGAAGAAAUUGGCUAGAGAGGCUUACUUUUCAUAUAUAAAAGCAUACGAGUCGCACCAGUCCAAAUCAGUUUUCGAUGUAAGCAAAUUAAAUCUGCAAAAAAUUGCCACAUCCUUUGGUUUGAAAAGAUGUCCAAGCACAGAUUUUGUGUCGGCCGAUAGAAAAGGUCAUCGCAAGUUUCAUAAGAAUGGUAGCCAUAACUAUAAACAACGAAAUUUUACUCAAAAUGGCAAUGGUGCUUUCAGGAACAAGAAUAAUUCAAAUGAUAAUAAAUAUAAAAAAUAUUAAAAUAGAAUGUAUUUAUUUGCUAAUUUUAGAUAUUAUGCCUAUAAUU
Messenger RNA from Sitophilus oryzae (rice weevil), 1941 nucleotides. Its product is annotated as ATP-dependent RNA helicase HAS1-like. Gene Ontology annotation, cellular component: nucleolus. The transcript has 12 exons. Gene Ontology annotation, molecular function: ATP binding; RNA helicase activity; nucleic acid binding. Bases 102 to 1895 code for a protein of 597 amino acids. Gene Ontology annotation, biological process: maturation of LSU-rRNA from tricistronic rRNA transcript (SSU-rRNA, 5.8S rRNA, LSU-rRNA). The record is from RefSeq and is a predicted model, not a curated record. Lineage: Eukaryota; Metazoa; Arthropoda; Insecta; Coleoptera; Curculionidae.